This is a messenger RNA of Nomia melanderi (Alkali bee), 1179 nucleotides long. RefSeq lists its product as uncharacterized. Lineage: Eukaryota; Metazoa; Arthropoda; Insecta; Hymenoptera; Halictidae. The record is from RefSeq and is a predicted model, not a curated record.
AUGCCGCUGUCGGAGCACAUAGGAAGGAGGUCCAACGACAGAGGCGGCUAUCGCGAAAAAAUUCGGAAAUAUCAGGACUUCAGGGAGCCAUCGUACGACACCUCGUCCGUUCACGAAAGCUCCGCGUCCGUCACUGAGUCCGGGUACACAAAAUCCGCCACAACUUCUAUGGAGAACCUGUCGAGGGUAAUGGAGACCACAAAUGGCUCGUGGACCUCUGGCUCCGCGAACAGUAGCGUAUCGAAUCUCUCCGUGGAACCGAUUAGCCUCGCGAAUUCGAUCGAUAAGACGAGGGCGUUGCUCAAGAAAAAAUCCCUCGUGCAGAUCAUCAACAAUUACAUUAGGGCUGGCAUCGAGGAAGGCAAACGGCAAGCCAAGAAGUACAUACGCAAGGCUCUCUCGUUCGGCGUGAAGUCUGGAUACUUAAUCCCGGAGGAUCCGCAAGGUCAAGUGAUUCGCGUGUCGCCGACGCUCGCGGAAACCAGGAGAAGCGACCCGGAGUCACGUAGGAGACGGCGAAAGGCCAGACAAGGCGAGGAUGAUCUGUCGUUUGCCGAACGUAAGGAGCGCCGUCGGCCGACCCCGCCCUUGCCCGCCAAAAGAAUGCCGCGCCGCGAAGCAUCGCCGGACCGGAUGGUCCCGCGGAAACGGAGAAAGACUUCCGCGACUAGAUACCCGGGGAUGAACUUCAACUUGAACUACGCCGGCCAGAGAAAGAAGGACACGGAGGUCGCCCGACAGGAGAACUCGCCGGCGAACAAAAGGAGAAAAGAGCUGGCGAAGAAGAAGGGACAAGUAAUUCAGAAGUCCUCCGUCACGCGCAGGAGCGAGACGCUGCGGGGAAAGGGUCGGUCUACUAAACAGAAGGACGAGGUGGUCGAGAGACAACCGAUUCGGAGGAAUCGCCCGAAGAAAUCUACGUACGCGAGCAGGGAACCGAAAGGCGAUAUUCCGAGGAGCCGGGAGGAUUUAACGGACGAGGAGGAAGAUAGCACGAAGUCCAGCGAUAACGAUGCGACUCGGAAAAUCGUGACGGCGCGACGAAAUUCGGGAUCCAGCGAGGACGGUCUGGCGGACGCCAAUGCGCACCCGGGGAAUCCGACGCGGGAAGUCGAGGAACGGAUGGAACUGCCGACCAACGACGAGAACGACAAGAACCCGAUCGAGGACGCACAUUAA